Molecule: messenger RNA, 1809 nt
Organism: Alligator sinensis (Chinese alligator)
Lineage: Eukaryota; Metazoa; Chordata; Crocodylia; Alligatoridae
Gene: FTCDNL1
Product: formiminotransferase cyclodeaminase N-terminal like
Exons: 8
Coding region: 226-1221 (331 amino acids)
Molecular function (GO): transferase activity; folic acid binding
Source: RefSeq, a predicted model, not a curated record
GAGCCGAGCGGUGGGGGUUGUUGCUACGGGUGGCGUAGUGGAGAGUCCUCUGGCAGUUCAGUGAGUGACAUGGACGGGUAUAGCAUUCCCAAAACCAGUUUCGGACAACAUCGGGUGAAGCGGACCUAGUGGUAACAACCAAGAAGUGCUGCACUCACCGGCCUGGCUCCUUGUCCAACCCUCUUGCAAAGCUCCUGUGCUGGCUGUCACCUUAAGGGCGUGAAAAUGUCUUCCACAAGAGUGAGCUUUCAUUUGGCUGCCUGUUUGCUAAACAUUUCAGAAGCCAGAAAAAAAGAUGUUGUUGAGAAAAUAGCCAAAGCUGCUAUUUACAAUGAUAAUGGACAGAAGCAUCCUCAAGCAACAGUGCUUAAUAUAUUUUCUGAUUACGAUUACAACAGAUCAGUCAUAACGAUAGCAGCUCCCAUUGAUAUGUUGGGUGACUAUGUUGUUUCUGCCUGCAUUGAGGCUUUCAAAUCAAUUGAUCUGACUGUCCAUGAAGGAAUCCAUCCUUGCCUUGGAGCAGUGGACUUAGUUCCAAUUUACCCUCUUUUGGAUGUAGACCUGGAGGAGUGUGGAACAGUGGCUCGAAGCAUAGCUGAGAGUCUGACCCUGCAUGUCCCAGGAUGCAGUGUGUUUCUUUUUGGGCAUGCUGAUCAACCUGAGAAGCGAAGCCUUGUCCAGAGAAGAAAGCAGCUAGGUUGGUUUAUAGGGAAGGACGUCAAAUCAAUGGAAAAUAAACCUGAUAUAGGAGCCACACUUUCCCAAAGAUAUGGUCUAACAGGUAUUGGAGCCAGCCCUUAUGUGAUGAAUUGCAAUGUGACUAUAGACACUCAAGACUUGGCUACAGGAAGAAACAUAGCAAGUGCUAUCCGAGGUAGCAGUGCAAGUGGUUUGAAAGGCAUACAGGGUAUGGCUUUUCCCCAUGAUGGAAAGAUUGAAAUAGCUUGUAACGUAGAGAGCUUUGAAGAGGCAGACAAUGUGGUGACCUCACCUGACGACUCUGGGUAUAUUUCAUACCGUGUUCUUGGAAAUACAUAUUAUUAUGUCUCCCCUCAAUCAAUAGAGGCUCAGAUUAAUAAAUUGGCCACUGACCAACAAAUAAAGACUGUUGGGACAGCAUUAGUUGGCUUUACCCCAGAAGAGUGUAAGCAGCAUGCCACAUAUGCAUUAAUGAAAGGCAUUGGAGAGUUCUGGAAGAUGAGGGGGGGCAUUUUUAUGUGACUUUCUUUUAUCUCCAUAGAUAUAAAUCAUGAUGUAUUGAGAUUAUGCUGUGUAUGACUUAAUCCCAAAUUUUAUUUGUGUGGGGAGAUGCAAAUGAGCAGUAGUGAAGCCAGUGUAUUUUAUGCUAAUAAUUUUUCCUAUGGUCUGACCAGCUCCUGCUGAAAACUACAAUUUGUCUGAACCUGAUUCUGCAGCUGGCUGGGAAGGGAGGCUCUUAAUUUUUAUUGGCAUGUCCAGUGAUCAUCAAAUAUCUUUCUUUCAUAAACUCUACGUGUUUACAGACACCACUUGUGUUUCAUUCAUCUCUGCUUUGGCAGUCUCUAACUGCCGUCUCCUGGUCCCUAUCUUGGGAUUGUAGUGGCUGUAUUGUAGUUUAAGGCUCAUUCCACUGACUGGGGGGAAAAAAUCCUUGUCUCAGAGGGAAGAAUGGAAUAGAAUGGGAGAGGGAAUUGGGUGCAGUUCUUUUGUCUUUUGUUGGGUUGAUUGCGUUAAAUAUUAGGGCUGUGCAAAGCCUCAGUCCCUGAUUUGAUUUGGCGGAGAUUCAGCCUGAUUUGGUGGCCAAAUCUCCAAAUCUGAGUCGAAUCAGAA